AUGGUCAUUCGCACUUAUGCUCUCUACGGCUGUAGCAAGCGCCUGCUUGCUUGGAUGGUAAUCGGCACGAUUGCUCUUACGGGAAUAGCUUGCGCGGGCACUUUUGGACAAUUUUCAGGCGAUAUUGAAGUCGUGCCAGGGCUUGGCUGCAAUGAAACAUUUUCAAAAUCGAUGUAUGUUGUACUCAUUCCCGUUCUAUGCGCCCGCUCAAAGGUGGUUGCAGAGCUGCCCAGCGAUAACACUGUCCAAUAUACUGACCAUCCUGACGUACUACAUUGGUUCAGUGAGCAUACAAACACCCCUUGUAUUCAGUUUGACUGUUUUCUGAUUAUCGGCAAGGUCAACCUCAGAGGCAGUCUAUCCACAUUUACUGGUUGCAUGUCCGUUACUCUCAUCUCUCGGCUGAUGCUUAACCUGCAUCAGACUAUCGACACUGGCGUUCUCUCGACUCCCGUCCAGGACGAGGGCCCUGUGCUCCCUGUCCUUACCACUAGGAUCAGCGUAGAAUCCGUGAUUUCCUCUCACUAUUAG
Messenger RNA from Suillus plorans, 531 nucleotides. RefSeq lists its product as uncharacterized. NCBI's taxonomy places the organism in Eukaryota, Fungi, Basidiomycota, Agaricomycetes, Boletales, Suillaceae. The record is from RefSeq and is a predicted model, not a curated record. The coding region runs from base 1 to 531 and encodes 176 amino acids. The transcript has 5 exons.